Messenger RNA from Paramecium octaurelia, 610 nucleotides. NCBI's taxonomy places the organism in Eukaryota, Ciliophora, Oligohymenophorea, Peniculida, Parameciidae. The record is from the annotation of a GenBank genome assembly.
AUGGAUUUCUUAAUACAAAUUAUAAUGAAUAUUAUCAUAUCUGGUAGUGAAGAUAACACAAUUAAAUUCUGGUAGAAGUAGAAUCAAUGGUUGUGUACAUAGACAAUCACAGAUCAUAAUGAUUAUGUCUAUGGAUUAAGUAUGAAUGAAUCCUAAAAUAAAGUGAUAUAAAGUGGAGAAGAUAAACUUAUACUGGUAAUAGAAUUAUCAGAAUAGAAUGAAUAAUGGACUGUGAUAUAAAAGAUUACAGUAGAAACAGAUGGAGUUAGAUUAUGCUUUAUUGAUAAUGAUACAUUCACAUUUUAACCUUGGCAGAAGGAGUACAUGCAGGUUUUGAGAUAGUACCAAUAAAUUAUAUAUCAAGAGAAAGGGUCUUCCUCUAGAAGGUGGUUUAGAUAAUUUUUUAUUUCCUUAUUAAUAUAUUUAAUCAAAAUGCAUCUUUGUGAAUGAGAAUGCUGAAAAUGUGAAUUUAAUAAGGAAAAUAUAAAAUUAAUCUAUUCAGUUUGGAACUUUAAGGAUUUUUGGAUAUAUGUCUGAUGAUGGAAAGUAUUUGAUAACUUGGGAUAAUAACAAAAAACAAUAUCAAAUCAGGAAAUAUUAGGAAUUAUGA